AUUACAUAAAUCGCAAGUGAACCCAUGAGUCCCAUAUACCAUUUUCUUUUCCUAUUCUUCUGCUACAUUCUGAUUGCAGAAUCUGUAGAUCCGUCGGGUCAGUUCUGUGAUGACAGUACUAAAAUAACAAACACCGAAAUAUCCAAAAAUAUCGAUAGCCUCUUGCCUAAGUUAGUACUAGGCACGUCUCAAUACGGGUUCAUUACAACCUCGUAUGGUAAAGGCGAAGCGCAAGUCUACGGCCUGGCGCAAUGUAGAGGAGACGUUGGUAGCGAAGACUGCUCGACUUGUAUCCAAGAUGCAGCAAACGAAAUCCGUAAGCGCUGUCCAAACCAAUCUGAUUCUAGGAUUUGGUAUGAAUAUUGCUUUCUGAGGUAUAGUACACAGAACUUCUUCGGACAAGUGGACACAGGUUUCGGUAUUUACUAUUACAAUGUUCAGAAUGUAACAGAUCCUGAUCCUGAUACAUUCAAUAAAGAACUAGGUUCCCUGAUGGAUAAGAUUAGUUCAGAAGCUAUCUUGCCUGGGAACAAAGGUCUUGGAAAAGCAAAGACUAAACUUACACCUUUUAAUACUCUCUAUGCCUUGGUGCAAUGCACUAGGGAUCUAUCGCAGCAAGGUUGUGCCGAGUGCCUUGCCAUUGCCAUAGGCAAUCUUCCGACGUUUUGCGAAGACAAGAAAGGUUGUCGAGUUUUAUACAGCAGUUGCUACCUGAGAUACGAACUUUAUCCCUUCUAUUUUCCUCUGGAUUCACAAGAGUCCUUAGAUGGUGCCUCUAUGAAUUAUCGUACAUCUAUAGUUUAUAAACCUUAAUAUGUCAUGCCUCAGAGUAAUGCAUAUGUUUCCUUUCCUUUCCUAUAUUACUCAUUUGCUGAAUGAAACCUUCCAUUUCGUGUACUUAUAUGUACAAUAUGCGAGGAUAGAUGUGGACAGUGGAA
Messenger RNA from Olea europaea var. sylvestris, 938 nucleotides. RefSeq names its product cysteine-rich repeat secretory protein 55-like. Lineage: Eukaryota; Viridiplantae; Streptophyta; Magnoliopsida; Lamiales; Oleaceae. The record is from RefSeq and is a predicted model, not a curated record. The transcript has a single exon. The coding region runs from base 25 to 813 and encodes 262 amino acids.